AAAGUUAGACCCCAAGCACAAGACACAGGGUUCUACCGCCAUUCUGGUUUUAUACUGAGCUCCGCCUCUCUUUCUCUCAUCUCGCCGGUGGACUCCUCACCAGCAGCGGUGACUUCUCUCUCGUUCUUAGGUUUUGUGGUAAUUUCAAUUCAACUAGCUUUGUGCUUCAACAAUGGCUGAUGAAUCGGGAAAAGAAGCUGAGAAGCCUCAGAUUCAGCCCAUAGGUUUGCCCACUGUCGAGGAAAUUCGUGGCCAAGACAUUUGGAAUAAUUGCGCUGUGCGCAGUGUCGUUAGUGGUGUCAUGGGAGGUGGUCUCGGCAUCUUCAUGGGAUUGUUUCUUGGAGCAUUGGACAACCCACUAAUGCAGGAGGAAAUGACUGGCAAACAACAGCUUAUAUUUCAAGCAAAGCAGAUGGGGCGAAGGAGUUUGAGUUCAGCCAAAGCAUUUGCUGUUAUGGGUUUUGUAUUCUCAGCUGCUGAGUGUGUUGUUGAGAAGGCCCGAGCUAAACAUGACAUCGCAAAUACUUUUGUUGCUGGAUGUGCUACUGGAGGUGCUAUAUCAGCUAAAGGUGGUCCAAAAGCUGCAUGUAUGGGUUGCGCUGGCUUUGCAGCAUUCUCUGUCGUAAUAGAGAAGUUUUUGGAGAGGCAUCAAUAAGUGAACUGACUUGGACCAGUUUUGUAUUCUUCAAUCAUAGUUUGACUUCUUGAUAAAAAUACUUUACUCAUAAUGAUAAAGGGGCAUGAUAGGGAGAAACAUGAAUUGCAUUAUUAAUCACAUCUGUAAUUUAUUUGUAUACAAUGUCAUUGAUGGAUGCAUUCUCCGAACUUGGGAAAGCUCUUUGUAAUGACAUGAUUUAGUAUUGGAAAAUGCUUAGCAUUACGAAAACGCGAGGAGCAAUAAUUGCGAUAGACUCUAGUGUUUAGCACCGGUGCUUAGUAGUAUUAGUUAGUUUAAAUAGUUUUUUCUUUGUAAUUCAUUCUUAUUUUUGAAAGUUUUUAUGACGC
Messenger RNA from Trifolium pratense (red clover), 1005 nucleotides. RefSeq names its product mitochondrial import inner membrane translocase subunit TIM22-4-like. Gene Ontology annotation, biological process: protein insertion into mitochondrial inner membrane. NCBI's taxonomy places the organism in Eukaryota, Viridiplantae, Streptophyta, Magnoliopsida, Fabales, Fabaceae. Gene Ontology annotation, cellular component: TIM22 mitochondrial import inner membrane insertion complex. Bases 173 to 655 code for a protein of 160 amino acids. The record is from RefSeq and is a predicted model, not a curated record. Gene Ontology annotation, molecular function: transmembrane protein transporter activity. The transcript is spliced from 5 exons.